This is a messenger RNA of Aureobasidium namibiae CBS 147.97, 1158 nucleotides long. RefSeq lists its product as uncharacterized. Gene Ontology annotation, molecular function: phosphatidylinositol-4,5-bisphosphate binding; actin filament binding. NCBI's taxonomy places the organism in Eukaryota, Fungi, Ascomycota, Dothideomycetes, Dothideales, Saccotheciaceae. Bases 1 to 1158 code for a protein of 385 amino acids. The record is from RefSeq and is a predicted model, not a curated record. Gene Ontology annotation, biological process: actin filament severing; barbed-end actin filament capping. The transcript is spliced from 2 exons.
AUGUACAUAUGUACGCAUAUCUUCUACACUGCCAAUAUGACGAGGAUGGCCGAAGUGUACCUCUGGUGUGGUGAUCGCAUUGCCGAGUCCACGAUUCAGGAGACCCAGGUUCAUGCCAAACGCAUCGCUAGAGAGGCCGGAGCUGGUCAAAAGUCAACACAGUUGUAUAUUAUCGACCAAGCUCGCGAACCAGCGAACUUCUUCCAAGCGCUUGGUGGCAUCGUCAUCACACGUCGUGGUUCACGCGCAGAAAGCUUGAAAGAGCCUUAUAUGCUUUGUGGUCGCCCACACAUGGGCCACAUUGCCUUUGAUGAAGUUGACCGCAGCAAAAGCAGCCUGUGCUCUGAGUAUCCGUAUAUCAUCGCCCGACCUAUCACACUCCAGGAGACGAAGAUUUGGUUGUGGAAAGGAAGCGGUUGCGGUGCUACUGCUAUCGGAAGCACUCGUCUAAUAUCUAUGGAUCUUAACCCUGGCGGUGGCUUUGCGGAAGUUGACGAGGGCAAAGAGACGGCCGAGUUCCUUGCAGAGAUCCACGAUUCUGGCAAGACAACUGUUUGUCAGUCUCCGGCACUCUGGCAAGGAAAAUGUGGUAAUUGGGAACACUCUUCAGUGCGCCUUUUCAGAAUUGAAGCGAAAGAGAAGCCCAAGCAAACGGUGACCUCCUUGUUCACUGGCUACUUCACCCGCCGCCCCUCCUGGAGCGCGCCCAAAUCUCCAAAUACAGAUCGACCCAACAGCGGUGGCGCUGGCAAAUUAGCCAAUGCCGAGUUCGAGGCAUCGAUCUCGGAAAUCGCGCCUUUCACUCAAGACGAUUUGGAACCUGAGGGCUGUUACGUUCUCGAUGCCAAUUCUGAGAUUCUGGUUCUACCCGGACCCUUGCUCUCGAAACAGAGUUUGUGGCAACAUGCUUUCACUCAAGCAUGUUUGUUCGCACAUGAUUAUGCUAUUUUGUCCGCUAGUCUCGAGGACAGACCUGCCAUUCCCAAGUCGAAGGUUGUUUUGGGCGGUCUGCCUAGAGAAAUCAAGGUGAAGUUUAGACGUUGGGAAGAACGAAGAGGGCUUUGGGGAUCUGGCAGUUUGAUGUCUGGAAGGGUGACUGGUGAGGAGGGAGGUAUGAUUGAUGUAAGAGAUGUCCUUGGUGUUUGUUGCGAAGCUUGA